Molecule: messenger RNA, 1173 nt
Organism: Aegilops tauschii subsp. strangulata
Lineage: Eukaryota; Viridiplantae; Streptophyta; Magnoliopsida; Poales; Poaceae
Source: RefSeq, a predicted model, not a curated record
AUGCGUGGAACUGCCGCGCGCCGCCCCGUCCCGUCGGUCGCCGCUGCCGCCCGACAGCCCGGCCGCCUCGCCUGCCGCGAUCCCCUCAUCAACCGCGCGCCGCCCCGUCCCGUCGCGCGCCGCUUCCAGCCGACAACCCUGCCGCCUCGCCUGCCGCGCCCGCCCGCCACCGCCUCGCUUGCCGCGCCCGCCUGCCGCCUCCCCGCCAGCAACACGCCACUGCUGUCGCGCCUCCUCGCCUCCCCACCGACACCCACCGACGCCCCCCCCGACCCGGGGCUAUAUAAACCGGCGCCCCGUCGCACGAAUCCCCUGUCCCACCAGCGCCCCACGAAUCCACCCCCCCGACGCCCCACGCAUCCCCCGUCCCCCGCCACCCCACCGAUGGCGUUCUACCGCGGCAGCACCAGCGCCGGCGCCGCCGCCGACGACGGCGGCGUCCCCGGCUCCUUUCCGACGAGCCUCGGCGUGCCGGAGACGGAGGAGCUCCACCGCUACUGCCUCCUCAAGAUCGACGCGGACGGCUACCCGACGCCGGGGCCCGGCGCGACGGAGGAGGAGCUGCGGAGCCACAGCGGCGGCCGGCACAACACCCUCGGCCGCCACAACUUCUGGCGUGGCAAGGACUAUUGGGAGGUCAUCACCGCGUUCCGCCUUGCGGCGGCCGGCGUGACCCCUGAUCUGACGGGCGGCAGCGGCCGUCUUCGCGCCCCGCCUCCGCCGCGGGAUCGUCGCGGACGUGCCGACCACCGCGGGGCGUACCCGGCAGCGGCGCCCGUGCCGACCGCCCCUCCCUCGCCGCCGGAGUUGGAGUUGCCGCCGGAGCAGGUCAUCCUCCGCGAGGACGGCGAUCCGGAUGACACGCCGGGGUACCACGUGGCCCUACGGGCGUCGGAGGCGGCAUCGGCGGCUUCCGCAAGAGAGGCCACCGAGGUUGCGGCCGCAAUUGAAGCGGCCGAGGCGAUGGCCGCUGAGCAGGUGGCGAUGGCGCCGGCGGAGUGGCAGCAGCCGCCGCCGGAGUGGCAGCAGGAGUGGCAGCCGCCGCCGCCGGAGUGGCAGCAGCAGCCGGCGGAGGUGGAGGACGACGACCCGGUCGACUGGGACGACCUCGCGAACCGGUCCAGCAGCGACGGCCCGGUCGUGGUGGACCUCGGUGAUAGCGACGAGGAGUAG